Cynara cardunculus var. scolymus (artichoke) is the source of this 2072-nucleotide messenger RNA. RefSeq names its product serine/threonine protein phosphatase 2A 57 kDa regulatory subunit B' beta isoform. The transcript has 2 exons. Gene Ontology annotation, molecular function: protein phosphatase regulator activity. Gene Ontology annotation, biological process: signal transduction. The record is from RefSeq and is a predicted model, not a curated record. Lineage: Eukaryota; Viridiplantae; Streptophyta; Magnoliopsida; Asterales; Asteraceae. The coding region runs from base 329 to 1777 and encodes 482 amino acids. Gene Ontology annotation, cellular component: protein phosphatase type 2A complex.
CCCAUCUUCAACACUUUGAUCAUCUCAUCUUUGUAGAUAAAUUGAUCGCCACAAAUCAUCCAUUGCAGUCGCCGGAUCGACACACAGCCACCACUUCUCUCCGCUCCUCCAUUGGUCAACCACCAUCAUCACUUUCAAAAACCCUUAGCGGUAUAUAGAUCCCUCUUCCUCUUCCUUUUCCAUUUCUUUGUUGAUUGCUAUACAACUCAAUUAGGGUUUAUCUUCUCCCCAAUUUGUGACUGAUCGAGGACUAUUUGGUGUGGGUGAUCCUAGAAACUAGGGUUAGUGUUUGUGUUGAAUUGGUUUGAUUGUAGUAUACCAUAGAACGAUGUUGAAUAAAUUUAUGAAACGUGGUUCACGGAAGCCCUCGAAAUCCGACACGGAUGCUUAUGGGUAUCCUCCCGGCGGCAAUCAGAAUUCUGGGUCUGUUUCCAAUUCUAAAGGCGCUGCUGCUGCCACCGGUGGGCAGUUUUCCGAUGGAACAGCUGCUGCUACGGCUACAACUGCGACCAUUGAAGUCUUGCCUAUGUUUCGGGACGUUCCGGUGCCUGAAAGACAACUCUUGUUUCUUAAAAAGUGUCAGAUUUGUUGCUUCCAGUUUGACUUUUCGGAUACAUUGGAAAUGGUUAGAGAAAAGGAGAUUAAGAGGCAGAAUCUUGUGGAGCUUGUGGAUUAUGUUCAAUCAGGUUCGGGGAAGAUAAGUGAGGGUAAUCAAGAGGAGAUGAUUAGAAUGAUUUCAUUAAACAUUUUCCGGUGUUUGCCACCGGGGUCUCACGAAAACCAUGGGUCUGUAAGCAUAGAAACCGAAGAGGAUGACCCUUAUCUUGAUCCCUCAUGGCCGCAUUUACAACUUGUUUACGAGCUUCUUUUGAGAUAUGUAGUCUCAACAGACACCGAUGCCAAGAUUGCCAAGAGGUACAUUGAUCAUUCCUUUGUGUUGAAGUUACUAGAUAUGUUUGAUACCGAAGACCCACGUGAGCGUGAGUAUCUGAAAACCAUUCUCCAUAGGAUUUAUGGGAAAUUUAUGGUGCAUCGGCCGUUCAUUAGGAAAGCAAUCAACAAUAUCUUUUAUCAGUUUAUCUAUGAAACAGAAAAGAAUUGUGGUAUUGCCGAGUUGUUGGAAAUCCUUGGGAGCAUAAUAAAUGGAUUUGCAUUGCCAAUGAAAGAAGAGCAUAAGUUGUUUCUCAUUAGGGCACUUAUACCGCUCCACAAACCUAAGUCGAUUGGUAUGUACCAUCAGCAGCUCUCUUACUGUAUCACUCAGUUUGUAGAGAAAGACCACAAGCUAGCGGAUACCGUUAUAAGGGGUUUGCUAAAAUAUUGGCCUAUCACCAAUUGCCAAAAGGAGGUUCUCUUUCUCGGGGAGCUUGAAGAAGUGCUAGAGGCAACACAGGCUGCGGAAUUUCAGCGCUGUAUGGUUCCUCUUUUCAGUAAAAUAGCUCGGUGUCUUAAUAGUCCUCAUUUUCAGGUAGCAGAGCGAGCCCUUUUCAUGUGGAACAACGAGCACAUUGUUAGCUUGAUGGCUCUGAACCGGACCGUGGUUCUACCAAUCAUCUUUGAAGCACUGGAGACAAACAUUCAGGCUCACUGGAACCCAGCCGUCCAUGGACUCACGAUUAACAUUCGAAAAAUGUUCAUGGAAAUGGAUGCAGAGUUUUUUGAGGAGUGCCAGAGACAGCAUUCAGAGAAACAAGCCCAUGCCAGAGUGGCAGAAGAUCAACGCAGACAAACGUGGCAAAGAUUAGCAGAUAGCUCUGUUGCACACCAAAUAGGGUGAGAAAUUCCGUGUUCGAUUUUUGUUUUCCGCUUUUACCCCCACAGCCGUCGUGAACAUCAUAGAAUCAGGCGAAAAGCAGCAAGCUUUGUGAUGAUAGACGUAUAGACAUGAUUUUUUUCCGGUUGGGAUUUAGAAAUGGUUUCUUGUAAUUUGUUGUUUUGUGGGUGACGAGAACUUAGAAGUGUGUAAAAUUCCAUGUACUACAUACAGUACAAUCCUUGCCUUUACGUUUAUAAGGAGUGUACAUAUUUGGGUAUAUCAUCAUCGGUUUUUAGAUGUCCGGUUGAAUUUGAUC